ACAAUAAGCAUGGUGAUGUCAAAUACAUAAAAACAAAAACUUAAGUGGUUAAUAACAGCUGAUUUUAAGUAUAGUUUUUGAUACUGAAGCUCAAGAUUCUGUUCGAUGCUUUUUGAGCAACAAUCACUCGCACAGUUCUUUAUUGCUUAUUAACCAACCUUUUCGAUCUUUUCGAGCAUUUUGAACAAAAAUAUAAAGUUUUUCAAGAAUGUUUGCCUAUAAUUUUUGAAUUUAUCUAUGGAGAUUAAACAUCAAACAAAUAUAAGGAGAAGCAUUGCCUGACUAUGAAGAAGUUCGAGCCACUAAAUUAUUAGAGCUGAAAUAGAGUACCAAAAACAGAAAGCGUGAAGGUUCAUUCAUAAAUAUCUGCGCAUUUCGGUAUAAACCUGCAGACAACUGAGCAGAAGCAAAGACAUAUUUUCAAUUAUUCUGAUAAGUGCUUAGAUAUAUGUAUGUAUGUAUGUAUAUUCGUGAAACUUGCUCUCAUGCACUUUUAGCAGUGACGUCGUGUAGAUCGAUACAGCGUAGAGUGAGCUUAUUUCUAUGGCACUCCAAAUAUGUAAAGCAUUACUCUCUGUUUAUAUUUACGACCAUAUACAUACAUAUACAUAUAAAUAUAUAUAUAUAUAUAUAUAAGUGACCAAGCAUUUUUCGCUUAUCGGAGUAUCUGGAAUACUAGUUUAUUUAGUAAAUUCAUUCAGUGUUUGCCUAUCAAAACGUUUUCGUCUUUUUUAUUGUACUAAAUAAAACAACAUUUACGAAAGGAAGAAUAGAAACAAUAGUAGGAGGAAUGGCAUUGGCUACUAAGAGCGUGGAACAGCCGCAGUCCGGCAGCGAUCUUAUUUUGGAAGGAAAACCCAUGGACAAAGCGAGGUGUAAGGCCGGAAAUUUAAGGUUAUCUUUAUGUAAUUGGACAUCCAGGUCGAUGAUAAUAUUGCGUGAAGUUGAAGAAAAGAUUUUAUCCUUUAUCAAAACUCCAUAUCGUGGAUUCUUCGUAGAUAUUGGCCCGACCGUUGGCGACGCUGAUAAAAUAUGGACCAUCAGUAUGAAUACAGAUUCAAAAAAAGAACCUCUGGUUCUGUUACACGGAUUAGGUGCAGGAGUUGCUUUAUGGGUAUUGAAUCUAGAUUCUUUUGCUAAAUAUCGUCCCGUAUACGCAAUGGAUGUAUUGGGCUUCGGGCGUAGUUCUCGUCCUACUUUCUCUAAGGACCCACUCAUCUCUGAGAAACAGCUUGUAAAGUCAGUAGAAGAGUGGAGACGGAAAAUGAACAUUAAUAGAAUGGUAUUGUUAGGUCAUUCAAUGGGAGGAUUCAUCGCUUCAAGUUACGCACUAUCAUAUCCUGAGAGAGUCAGUCAUCUUAUAUUAGCUGAUCCUUGGGGAUUUCCAGAAAAGCCUGCUGACUUCCUUACCACAAAACCCUUAUGGCAAAGAGCAUUGGUAAAUGCUAUAAAACCAUUGAAUCCACUGUGGCCAUUACGUGCGGCGGGUCCAUUUGGUCAAUGGAUGCUACAAAAAGCGCGACCGGAUAUUAUAGAUAAGUUUGAAUCAGCUGUAGAAGAUAAUACCAAGCUGAUACCGCAAUAUAUUCAUCAAUGCAAUGCUCAAAAGCCUUCUGGUGAGUCGGCGUUUCAUGCUAUGAUGGCUUUGUUUGGUUGGGCAAAAUAUCCGAUGGAACAUCGUUUGAAGGAUCUUAGAGUGGAUAUACCUAUAACUUUCAUAUAUGGAUCGGAGUCGUGGAUGGAUUAUUCCUCAGGUGAAACAAUUAAGGCUCAUCGUGUAGAUUCCAUAGUCGAUAUAAAAAUGGUAGACGGUGCGGGUCACCAUGUGUAUGCAGACAAAGCAGACAUUUUUAACCGCUAUGUUAAUGAGGCCUGUGAAUUAUAUAAAGCUUCUGCAACAAACAUCGACGUACGUGAUACGACGAAGUCGGAUAAAGAAGUAAAUGAUGGCACUUUACAAACUGAAACGCAACAAAUAACAGUGCAUAGAGAUCAAAAUUCAGAACAUACUCUGUCUGAUGGUCAGCACACCAUGGGGCUGCAACAGGCCUGAAACAUCAAUAGCUUACCAAAAUAUCUGUAUAUGUAUAUGUAUAGAUCCGUAUUAAUCAAUGUAUAUCAUCCCAUUAAUAUGUUAAAAAUAUGAUUUAUGCAUAAAGAAUCCUUAUUGUAAAUACAAGUAGACGCUUUAGCGAAAUGCCGACGGCAAAUCAAUACUUUUUGAGGGUAAAUAAUCGAUAUUUACUAUACAAAUAAGUAAAAUGUAAAUCAAGAAAUUUGAAAAAUAAAUGAUUUAAUUCGAAAAA
Messenger RNA from Ceratitis capitata (Mediterranean fruit fly), 2306 nucleotides. Its product is annotated as protein ABHD4. The transcript is spliced from 2 exons. Gene Ontology annotation, cellular component: lipid droplet. Lineage: Eukaryota; Metazoa; Arthropoda; Insecta; Diptera; Tephritidae. The coding region runs from base 791 to 2053 and encodes 420 amino acids. The record is from RefSeq and is a predicted model, not a curated record.